Syngnathus acus (greater pipefish) is the source of this 1826-nucleotide messenger RNA. RefSeq names its product sterile alpha motif domain containing 7 (gene samd7). Bases 120 to 1700 code for a protein of 526 amino acids. NCBI's taxonomy places the organism in Eukaryota, Metazoa, Chordata, Actinopteri, Syngnathiformes, Syngnathidae. Gene Ontology annotation, molecular function: protein binding. The record is from RefSeq and is a predicted model, not a curated record. The transcript is spliced from 9 exons.
GCUUCCAAUCGGAUGUUCAAAGCUGUUUUUUUGUCUUAUUUUCUUAUCGGUUCUGAACUGACACAAAGAUUCGCUCGCUGGAUUUUCAAGCAUCCUCGUGGUGGCCCGAGGAGCGUACUAUGACCCCUCGCGAGCAGCUGAGGAAGAUGACGGCGCUGGGAGAGCAGGGAGCUAUGGAUGAGAAGCACUGGUACCGGCUGGUCAACGGCAUGUCGGCAAACGAGUUAAGGCAGAGGCAGGAGAUGAUGCUGAGGAACCAAAUGGCCAUGGCGCCACAGAUCCUCACUCAGGGUCAGCAGAGGUUACAGGGUGUCCCGACACCAUUUGAACCUCGUUUUAUGGAAAGGGAAUUAGUACCGCCAGUCGAGAUGGUACCACCGGAUGGAAGACAGAUGCACAUGGGAUCUCACCUGGGCCCCCCGCUGGCGCCACCUGCUGGCGUCCUACCGGGGCGAACCUUUCCAGGACCAGCUGGCUAUGGCUUCCUGCCCUCGGAGCCCAUGGAAACAGCUGCCCGACGACAGGAGCUCAUUCACAAGCAGAACAUGGCCAGAAUGGAGAUGAACGCCAUUUUGCAUCAGAAAGAGCUGGAGAACGCCCACCAAAAGGGUCUGAUGGGCAUAGAAAACCCCAUGUCGUACCCCUCCAACCCCAUGGCCUUCAGAAACCGCCAGCGCAUGCCCGAUGGCCACGACGUCUUUGUCCACCGGCCCACGCUGGACGACCUCCACUCAAACGGCAUCCUUAUGACAGCCAGCCCCUAUCCCCCGAUGGGCACGCUGCACAGAGAGCGGGGCCGCCGGGUGGGCAGGCGGCCCACCGCGCACAAGAGCGUCGACCACCCCGGCGGUCACGUCAAAGGCCCGGCUGAAGACAAAAGCGUGGAGCGGAGUCCCGGGGGUGCAUCUGGCGGGGAGGAGAAGGAAGUGGACCUGAAGGGGGAAGUGGGAGAGGAGUGUUCUGUCAGCAAGGCGCACCACCCAGCCAAAGUGGACUCUGAAGCGGCUGCAGGAGGCAGGAAGAUCUACAAGGAGGGCGAGGUGGGCCUGCGUAAGGGCGGCGCUCCGGACCAGCGCGUGGAUGCCAGCAACAAUGGAGCCAAUGACAAGGACGCGCCCAGCCAGUGUGCCGCCUUCCAAGACAAGUUCAUGUAUCCACCCCAAGGGGGGAUGCCUUACAUGUUCCCUGUUGCCGGGAAUGGCUUCCUACCUGCCGGUCCGCCCAAUGUCUUCCUAAACGGUGAUGAGGUAUCUGAAGACAUUCGGAAGUGGAGCGUCAAUGACGUUUACAACUUUAUCACCACCAUUCCUACAUGUUCAGAGUACGCUCAGAUGUUUAAAGACCACAUGAUUGAUGGUGAGACACUGCCCCUGCUGUCAGAGGAGCAUUUGCUGGACACACUUGGACUUAAACUGGGGCCUGCUCUAAAGAUCCGCUCUCAGGUGUCGAGGCGCACGGGCAGCAUGCUGUACAUGAUGAACCUUCCGCUCCCCGCUGGCCCCUUGCAAGGCGCCCCAGACAACAAGCCUGGCGACCAUUCAUCAGAGAUGGGUUCACCUGGGAACUGUAACAGCGAAGAGAUGAUUGUCAUGGCGGCGAGCCCCCGGGAAGCCAUCGACGUCCUGAAACCCGCCGAGCACCUCUGCGAGCCGGACAACACUUCCCCUCGAGCUAAAGAGUUAACCGCAGAGCCCAUUUGAACUCUCUGGUUAGCCAAAACAGCAGCACAAGUUCAUUGAUGUAUUUAUUUAUGUAGCGUCAUUGGAAUUUGAUACACCCUUUUGAACUGUUUAAACGGAUUGUAAAUAAAGGUUUGUUUUACAUUG